AUAAUAACUGAAUAAUAAUAUGUGAGAAACGUUUUACGAACGAGAUCGUUGAUUUCAAGCUGAGGCAGCAGAUCAGAUCUCCACAGUAAGAACGAUUCAUCAAGCAGAUUCAUCUUCUUUUCUCAUCCGAAAUAAGAUAGAAGAAUUGAAACAAUUUUCAAUGGUGUGAUUCCGUUCAAAGAAUCCUUCUAGAAUCUUCCAUGGCGUCCUCCUCAAGCACCACCACCACCAGCAAAAAGUUCCAAGUUCCUGCUACACGUCACAAACCCCCAAAACAACAAGAAGAGCUAGAAGAAAACGAAGAAGAAGAAAGCCUUGAGCACUUUGAUGAUUUCACCCUUGCUUCUUCGUGGGAACGGUUCAUUUCUGAAAUAGAGGCUGUUUGUCGGCUUUGGAUGUCUGAUGGUCCAAUUAAUUUGUUGGAAAAAGGUGCAAUUCUUUUGGACAAUUCCAGUAGUUUGUACAAGGUGAAAUCCGAGAUGAAGUAUGCCAUGAAAAGUUACUACAUGGAAUACUAUUUUGAGACCAACCCUAAUGUAAAAGAUGGGGACUGGAAUUUUGAUUUGCAUGAUCUGCAGUUAUGUUUCGGUGUAAAAGAAUUCUUGGUUAUUGCUCCUCAAAGUGCAAGUGGUGUGCUUCUUGAUGCACCUGAAGCUAGCAAGCUCUUGAGUGCUGUCGCAAUUGCUUUGUCAAAUUGUUCAAGUUUAUGGCCAGCAUUUGUUCCAGUUCAUGAUCCUUCUCGGAAAGCAUAUAUCGGAAUUCAAAGCAUGGGUACUGUUUUUACUAGAAGGUUUGAGGCAGAUCGGAUUGGUAGUCAGGUUCCAGUAAAAUUAAUGCAUUUGGAGGGCUUGUACGAGUUGUUUGUAUCUAAGUUUGCCUAUUCCACAUUGGAUCUAUCAAUUCAUAAUUUCAAGGUCCGAUGUACAAUGAAGCUAACAUAUAGAACGCUUCCGUGUGAUGAUGACUAUAUGAAAGGCUUCGGUGGUGAAAAAUCUGGAGAAAAUCUUUCUGGUGAAAAGUCCAAUGGCAUGCAAUGGGAUGUUGACUGUUCUUGGAGUGAGUGGUAUUCUGCAGAAGAUCCUGUAAAAGCUUUUGAACUGGUUGCAAUAUUGUCCGAGAAGAUGGUUGAAAGUUCUAUGGAAAUGGCUGAACUAGAAAAUGCUUCACCUCAUGAAGCUGAAAAGUGGUUGAUCUCUCCAAGGAUUUCCCCAAAUUUACUUGAAGGUUCCAAAGGGAAUUGGGUUGGAUUUGCAUCUCAGUUACGUUUUCUAGUUGAUGCGUUGGAAAUGUCAUUUCAGGCACAGUUUCUGGAAGAUUUUGUUUCAGUUGAAAAUGCCGGUGCUGAUAAUUUGAAAUCGUUGGCUGUACCUCCACCCACAGUUAGAGAUCGUGUGCUGAAAGAACUAUUUAUUGAUGGUGUGGAAUUCUCUAAUUUUACUGAUGAUGGACAUAAGACUGCUCGGGCCAUUAAAGGCGCACCUCGAGAAUUUCUUUUUGCACAAUUUUGUCUACAUGCUCUUUGGUUUGGCAACUGCAAUAUACGUGCUAUAUCUGUGCUAUGGCUAGAGUUUGUUCGAGAAGUAAGGUGGUGCUGGGAAGAAACACAAUUAUUGCCUCGAAUGCCAACUAAUGGACCAAUUGACCUUUCCACAUGUUUGAUCAACCAAAAACUUCAGAUGCUUGCAAUUUGCAUUGAGAAGAAGAGUCAACAAACUGAAGAUUAUGAAGACUGUAUUGGAAGUUUGGAUCAUAUAGAAUCCAUGUCUGAGGAAGAAAGUGUAGUUGGGGAUGAUUCAUCAAUUAAGCCAACACCAAGUGAUGAUAUUCCUGGGAUAGUUGACAGAAAGCCUGGAAUUGUGGAUCUAUUUAACGAUAAAUCUUCGGACCUCACAAGGAGAGGUUCAGCUGGUAUUGUUGAUUCUAUGAUGCUUCUCAAGUCAUAUCAAAGUAUGCAUGUCCCUUUCACACAGGAACCACCACUUAUGACAGAAGACAUGCAUGAGGAGCGGCUUCAAGCUGUUGAAGCCUUAGGUGACUCAUUUGUAAGACACCCAUAUGCAAUGCAUGUUAUCAUAAUCAUUUAUAUUUUACUGGAUAAAAGAAUUGUAUUCAGAUUUUUAUGUUCAAUUAUGCAAGCUGAUAUUCUUCAGAAUUAUUGGCUUUUGGUGGUAUUAGAUAUGUCAGCAUUUAAAGCAGCAAAUCCAGAUGCUGUUUUUGAAGAUUUUAUUCGAUGGCAUUCACCGGGGGAUUGGGAAGAGGAUGAACCUGUCGACCAUGGAUCAUCAUCGUCAUCCACUGCUCUAGAAAAAGAUAGAUGGCCCCCACGAGGACGGCUUUCAAAGAGAAUGUCCGAGCAAGGGAAUUUGUGGAGAAAGAUUUGGGACCGUGCUCCUGCUCUUCCUGCUUCCGAACAGAAGCCUCUUCUUGAUCCAAAUAGAGAAGGAGAAAAAGUUCUUCAUUACCUUGAAACAUUACAACCACAUCAAUUGCUUGAGCAAAUGGUGUGUACUGCCUUCAGAGCAGCAGCUGACACACUUAUUCUGACUAGUUAUGGAGAACUGAAACAGAUGGAGACCGAGAUUCAGCAACUUUACGUUACCAUGGCAACUACUUUGAGGCCUUUACAAGUAAAUCGCUUGUCCGCUGAGAGCAACACUUUUGAAGACUUAAGACGAGUAAGUGCUGCUUUUGAACGUGUUGAAAAGUUAAUGACUCUCGGAGCUUCUCUUCAGCGCAAGUUUCGACGAGCACCACGCCUCGCCAGAGAAAUUUUCAAUGGUUACUACGACUUCAGUAUUUCAAAAAUGGAAAGCUUGGCAGAGCAAAUUGUUGAAAAGGGGUUUGACAUGAAACUGGAAUUAAGGAAUCAAGAGAGGGAAUUGUUGUCAAAUAUGUUUGUUCCUCCCACAGCUAGCCAGUCUUGGAGAAAGGUUUUGAGCAUGGGAAACCUUCUUAAUGGCCAUGAACCAAUAGUCAGGGAGAUUGUCUUUUCGCUGCGUGAUAAAACUACCGGUAACCAUUACGCAGCUCAUAGCGGUAGUUUUUCUCAUAAAAAAGAAAUUGAAACUUACAGGAUGUACAUAUGUGGAACUUCUAAUGACCUUAGGGUAGCACUUUCCGUUGCCUCUUGUGAUUGAUUAAGUUUUAUGGUAGUUUUUCCGUUAUAACUAUUUUUACUAGAGAUCAGUUUCUCUGAUUGGAAGUGCAAUCCAUCUCAGAAAUGAAGAGGUUGGAACAGCAGUAGAAAGGAGGGUUUGAGGUGCAAUUGGAUCUAGUAUGCUAAACUGAGCUGCUAUUGAUUAGUAUUUGGUUGUACAUAAUGUACGAGAUGCAUUGCUUUUCACUAUUUUUUUCUUUUACCAGAUCAUUAUUUGCAUAAUUUUCAAGAUAUCUAAGGUUUUAUGAAGGAA
Arachis duranensis is the source of this 3410-nucleotide messenger RNA. RefSeq lists its product as uncharacterized. The record is from RefSeq and is a predicted model, not a curated record. Gene Ontology annotation, biological process: positive regulation of GTPase activity. Gene Ontology annotation, molecular function: GTPase activator activity. The coding region runs from base 201 to 3137 and encodes 978 amino acids. The transcript is spliced from 21 exons. Lineage: Eukaryota; Viridiplantae; Streptophyta; Magnoliopsida; Fabales; Fabaceae.